GCAAAAUUCAUAAUGGUUACUUCUCGAAAUAAAAACAGAAGGCAGACACAGGAUUUUUUUUAAAAAAUAGUUUUGAAUUUAACUUUUAUUUAGUUUAACAUAAAUUAAGUUGUCAAAAUGAUGAAUCCAGAAGUUGAAGCGCAUAUUAAGAAUCAAUACACCUGGGUUAGGCUACCCGCAAGUGUGAAACAGACAUUGGGAAAUACAGAAAAAAAUUGGGACAAAUGUGUGUCUGAUUACUGCAUCAAAAAUCAGUUUCGUUUCAAAGGAAGUAUUGUGAAGCAAGUUCGCAAGGAUGAAAAGAGAUAUUAUCAAGAGUUACUGCAGUACAGCAGAUCCAACUUGAUGAUGUAUCCAUAUCAUUUGUCUGACAUCAUUGUUAAAGGACUACGUUUGACUCCUUUUGGAUAUUACUGCAACAUGUUACAAGAUGUUAUGACUAACGAGAGAAGUUACGAUUCACUGCCAAAUUUUACGGCGGCUGAUUGCUUGCGCUUGUUGGGGAUUGGCAGAAACCAAUAUAUUGAAAUGAUGAAUCAAUGCAAGUCUUCAAAGCGUUUUUUUCGAGCCAAAAGACCUCCAAGGGAACUCCUUCCUGUUAAACCAAUACCACAAACUGUCAUUAAAUCUUGGUGGGUGGCAAAUAUUGGCUACAUAACAGAUGAUGAUGUUAAAAUGUGUUCUGAUCGUGAAGUGAAAGUUAUUGACAAAUUGAUUGAUGAAGGAACCACAGCUGUCAAAUUGCUGCCACUUGACGUCAUUAAAACUCUAUACAACAAAGGAUUGAUCUAUUUCGAUGUGCCUAUUCAAGAUUCUGAUAACAUUGUAGUACCUCCUUUGGAAAACUUUGUUAUGAAUCGUGUGCUCGGUGAUUACAUGGAAACCAUGCUUUAUAAAGUGUUUGUAUCCAUGGAUGAACACACUACUGUGGCAGAGUUAGCACAAGUACUGGAAAUCGAUCUUCCCCUUGUAAAGACCGCCAUUUCGUUGUUUUGUCGACUUGGUUUGGCACAAAAAAAGAAUGCUGACGAAGAGAACGAAAAUGGAUUUGAUUCUGUGGCCACACCUACCGGGUUGAGCAGUUCAAGAAAUUUUGGCGGAAGCCAUGCCGAUCUCCUUCUCGAUCUUCUUGAAGACGAAAACAUACAAGACGAUGCAGAAAAAAAGACGUCCGGAGCAAAUUCAUCUUCUGAAAUGCUGGUGGAUGAUGGAAAUGGUCUCGCUUCACCAGGUAUAUGUUCACCCAACGAGUUAAAAUAUAUAUCGAGUUAUUUUGACGUCAUCGCGAUUUUCUUGUGUUUAGACUCCGGAAGCAGCACAAAGCGAGUUGCGUUUCUGUUCGAUUCAACUCUCACUGCUUUCUUGAUGAUGGGAAACUUAUCGCAGGGUUUGAAAAGACACGCAGUCACCAUGUUCGAAGUGGGCAAGUUGUCUGAUGAAACGAUGGAAAAUUUUGUAUCUGAACUCGAAAAGAUUGAGAAUGUGGUAAACGAAGGUGAAGCACAACGUUAUUUCGACCACGCUCUCAUUCUGAAGAAUACUAUACAAUACUUACGAAAUAAUAAAAAUCUGUGCAUCGAAGACGAUUCUACCGCUCCUGGGUUAGACCUCGUGAGGUGCGAGAGUAUGAACAGUUUGGAUCCAUCAGUGUGCGCACGAAUUCUAAAAAAGAAGUACAGUUUAUUAAUUUCAAUGGCUCCGCUAAGUAACGAGAUCAGACCAAUAUCCAGCUGCACUCCUCCACACAUUGGACCUGCGCUUCCUGAGAUUAAUUCCGUAUGGUUCAAAUUGUUUUUAUAUUGUAAACUAAAACACGGACCGCCAUCAUUGUUACUUGUCAAAGGAACCCGAUUGCGAAAGUUACCAAAGGUUUUUUCGAACUACGAGAGGUUGCAAAUCACAACGUGGGGUCAUGACCCUGCAAUUGUUCCUUCAUCGAAUGUUUUAUUUGCAUUGAAUGAAGCGCUUACACAUUCACCUGUUCUGGUACAGGCUCAUGGUAUAUAUGGAGAAGGAGACGUUUUAAAUAUUUCGUUUCCACUUGAUAAAGAACAACUUGAAUCAACAGACCAUCCUUACGAGUCAAUUUUACAAUCAAUCAAUUUGACAUUCGAUCUGUCCUGUUCAUGCGGAUACAUCACGUUAUUGAAUCUUUCUUCACGCAAACACUGCAGACGUACUUCGAAAAAUAUGAUGCUAGUAACUAAUAACAACUUUAAUAAACUGUCUUCGAAUGAUAAUUUAUUACAAUCCGAUUUGCUUGGUGAUUUGCUGGGCGAACCGGAGGUUUUAGAAAGCAAGAGAGACCCAAAACAAGAAACUGAUAGAUCCGAAAAUAUAUCGGAUAGGAUGUGGUAUCCGUUGCAACUUUGUUAUGGUGUGCCACUCUUUGAUGCAGCUUUAAAUGAAGAAAUCACGAGAAAGAUGAUAUCUUGUGGUAUAUGCAAACAAGAAAGUUUGGAGAAAAUGACAAAUUCAAAUCGCGUUCUUUCGUUAGAAUUAUUACAUUUUAUUACUGAAUGGCAGGAGAAGCUCAAACUUCCUGGAAGUGUGGGAGAACUGAAUGAUCAACCAAUACCUCAUCCGACUAAAUGUCUUUUAUUUUUAAACGGUGACCUGUCUGUUUGGUAGAAACUAGUUAUUGUUUUCAAAAUUUUCUUAUUGUGAACAUUUUUCAUCUUUGUGCAAUUGUGUCAGAAAGUUUUGAAAUGGUCCCCAAAGUAAACGAGUCCCAUAAUAGCUUCCAGUACUAAGCGCAGGAAAGAUCUAGAUAAACUGAAAUAUUAUUUGUUUCUCCUGCAUUGUUUACAGGCUAAAGUAUAAUUUAUUCAUGGCGAAGUUGCUCACGCAUAUAAUUUCUCAUAAUACCUACUAGUUAGAUAUAAAUUCUUUAUAUGCAGAAUUUGUAAUUGCAUGAUGAAAUGAAGAAAUAGAUUAUGACGUCAAAAAUGUAUAAAUAAAUGAAUGGCUGUACGAUUUUUAUAUAAAUGAUGUAAUAUUUGCUUUACUGUUACUGUUCUUAUAGCAAGAUAAUAAUAUAGAUUUUGUGUCCUUUUAUUUCAGCUUUCGUAUUUGGAAUUUUAAUCGUUUGAUUAAUUUGAAUUUUUCUCCGACUUUUAGCUUUUCCCCGCAUAAACAACCCCUUAAACUUUUGAAUAUUUUCGGUCGCCUUUCACCCACCCCUCUGUAAUCCAAGAACUUUCUGUUGCUGGAACUAAAAAAAUUUAAACUGUAGAUUUUUACUGACAUGUUUUCAUCAGUUUCACAGUUCUUUCAUCAAAGAGAUUAUUAAGUUUGUGUUGUUGACGAAAAGGAUUAUUAAAUAUUAACUUCUAGAAAUCUUAUUUUCUAGAUUACAACUUAACUCAGUUCUGUGUUUACUUUAUGCUUUUUUGUUGAAUCCAACCAUUGUCUUUUAUCCUUGCAAACCAAACUUCUAAAAUCACAGCAGAGCGCAAAGUAUAAAUAACUUUUUUACAAUGGUGAAAAUAUUUGAAAAUAUCAAACUAUGCUUAUUUCGGCCAUUUUGAUUACGUGAACAUUAAUGAGACAGUUGCAACAUGGCUUUUUAAACUUACUAAAUAUUUUACAAGGUUGAAUGGACAUUUCCCUCAUCACGUACAACUUGUAAAUACGUAAAGAGAAGAAUUGUAUAUGUGAAAAAUCCGUCGACAAUAAUAACACUCCCUGAUCGACGCUGGAAAAGAUGGACGGUAGAAAAAACAGUUACAACGUACCGUUAAAUCGAAAAAGUUCAGCUUACGAUCGUCGAGGAAGUUUCGGUCUCACCAUCCCAAGACGAAGUAAAUCAAGCUCGGAAUUGCGAGCGGAAGACGAACUCUCGCCACCAGGCUUCAAACUUUCAAACGAAGCUACAUUUCGUCACGGAAAUCACUCGCCAGCACUUCAAAGAAAAACAUCAACUUUUUUUUCUGGCGCUAGUAACGAAAACUUGAACGAACAAGAUGAAAUUGACUCCCGUGAAAGAUUUCGAAAAAUUUUACGAGAAAUGUAUGUCGAACAAGAACGCGAUAGCAAGCGAAAAUAUCAACAACAAUUCCAACAGAAACUCAAGACACGUCUAAAAGAGCAACAAAAUGACAGCAACCAGCUUGUUAAUUUCAUAGUAUACAUGGCAACCGAGCAUGAAACUUUGCUGCAAAUUUUAGUCUUUUUACCGCUUAUCGUGACGGCGUUUUAUAUCGUGCUGGUCGAAGAGGGUUCGCUAAUUCACGAAAUAAAAUAAAAUUACGUAUCACAAAACAAAAAUCGAAAAUUACAAUAAGUACAGAAAUGUAUUCGGAACAAAUUUUAUUUACAGUCAGUAAAAUUUAAGAAUGCAUGGUAUGAUAAAAAUGACAAUCACGUGAAAAAUUAAGGGUUGGUUUCCACCAAACAAAACCUAAACAUAUCAAGAGAUGUUGCUGAGUGGAAACCACCUUCAAGUUAUGUUAUUGUUAUGGCGAAUUUCUGAUAAAAAAUAGAAAAGAAAGCAAUAAAACAA
Molecule: messenger RNA, 4504 nt
Organism: Hydractinia symbiolongicarpus
Lineage: Eukaryota; Metazoa; Cnidaria; Hydrozoa; Anthoathecata; Hydractiniidae
Product: protein FAM91A1-like
Exons: 24
Coding region: 118-2631 (837 amino acids)
Source: RefSeq, a predicted model, not a curated record